CUUGUCUACUCUUGGUCCCUCCCCUUGUUGAGUGAGAGUGAAGGCAAUCUGAAAGCAAAGAAGGAAGGAAGCAGGUGCUUUGGCAAGCUUCCUGUAUUCAUCCUUUUUCUCCCGCUGACAAGAAGAUGGGGAAAAGUUGCAAAGUGGUCGUCUGUGGGCAAGCAUCAGUUGGGAAGACCUCCAUCCUGGAGCAGCUUCUCUAUGGGAAUCAUGUGGUUGGUUCUGAGAUGAUUGAAACCCAGGAGGACAUCUAUGUGGGCUCCAUAGAGACAGAUCGAGGGGUGCGGGAACAAGUACGUUUCUAUGAUACCCGAGGCUUGAGGGAUGGGAUGGAGCUGCCCAAGCACUGCUUCUCCUGCACAGACGGCUAUGUCUUAGUCUACAGCAUUGACAGCAAAGAGUCCUUCAAGAGGGUGGAAGUACUCAAGAAGGAGAUAGACAAGAGCAAGGAUAAAAAAGAGGUCACCAUUGUGGUCUUAGGCAACAAGUGUGACCUCCAAGACCAACGGCGUGUAGACCACGAUGCUGUGCAGCACUGGGCGAAGGCAGAGAAGGUAAAACUAUGGGAAAUCUCAGUUGCAGACCGCCGGACCCUCAUUGAACCCUUUGUCUACCUGGCCAGCAAGAUGACACAGCCACAGAGCAAGUCUGCCUUCCCACUCAGCCGCAAGAACAAAAGCAGUGGUUCUGUGGAUGGGUGAAAGCCUCACGCACCGUGCCCGCCAUCUCUUGUAAAAAGGCAUGCCUAUGCAAGGCCGGUCUUACCAUGAAGCAGAAACUUCCAACAGCUGAUUACAGAUACGGCACUCUUUUCCUUCCUUUCUCACUUUCUCUCUCUCUCAUUUUUUGACAAAGAGAAAGCGCCAAAUUCAGGAUGGCAGGGAAUCAUUCUUGAUUUUUCCACUUAAAAUAUUCUAUUUUUUUGCUUAAACUAUGCUAUACAUAUAUGAGUCCAGUUCAGGCAGGUGCCAAUUUUGUGAUACAGUUGGGUGGAGGAGGGGUUGACAUUGUAGACUUUUAAAGACAGCUUUAAGAAGACCUUUUAAUUUCCCAAAUCAUAUGCAUUUUAAAUUUGGACGCCUCGAGAGAUACUAUCUUAGGUACUUAAUUUGCGUCUUGAAGAUGAGCAUGGUAGAGAAAAGACCCAUGAAUGGUGAUGGUGACCUAAAUGUCUUCCUUCUCUUCUCCUUGCUGCAGGAGUUACAGAGAUUAUGUGGGGUGACUUGAGGCUGCAGACUUGGGGAGGAAGUGGGGGAAAGGACCCCUUUUACUCAUAGGAAAACGUUUGGCCAAGCGAAGCCUACAUGAGGUUCUUGUGGGUUUUUUCGGGCUAUAGAGCCAUUAUCUAGAGGUAUUUCUCCUGACGUUUCGCCUGCAUCUAUGGCAAGCAUCCUCAGAGGUUGUGAGGUCUACAUGUUCUUCCUAUAGAUGGCGCUCUUGGUCAAGCCAACGUGGAUAUCAAUCUUUGAUCUUGUGGAAGCUAUGUCUGCGUAAUUUUAGUAAAUGACUGUGUUUCUUAAGACAAGAAGGGAA
This is a messenger RNA of Anolis sagrei ordinatus, 1533 nucleotides long. It is a transcript of the gene NKIRAS2, whose product is annotated as NFKB inhibitor interacting Ras like 2. NCBI's taxonomy places the organism in Eukaryota, Metazoa, Chordata, Lepidosauria, Squamata, Anolidae. Gene Ontology annotation, molecular function: GTP binding; GTPase activating protein binding; GTPase activity. The record is from RefSeq and is a predicted model, not a curated record. Gene Ontology annotation, biological process: Ral protein signal transduction; canonical NF-kappaB signal transduction.